Molecule: messenger RNA, 585 nt
Organism: Microdochium trichocladiopsis
Lineage: Eukaryota; Fungi; Ascomycota; Sordariomycetes; Xylariales; Microdochiaceae
Exons: 1
Coding region: 1-585 (194 amino acids)
Source: RefSeq, a predicted model, not a curated record
AUGGUCGAUCCAGCCUUUCACCCAUUCUCACGCUUGCCGUUCGAGAUACGUGAGAUGAUAUACGUGGCCUCGAUCCAGCCUCGUAUCGUCGAAGUCAAGGAGAAGGCCGAGUGUCCUGGGGGAUUCUUCAAGCGAUUUCGCACAACCAUUUUCCCCCAGGGUUUCCAGCUCGACCCAUCGAUUGCGCACUUCGCUCCGGGAUGGCGGCACGAAUUGCCGCUCGAAGUCGACAAUCAAACUGCCCUUGAGGACUACGGUUUCACCAACAGCAAGCCCACGCGGAAGCCUUGGGUGCCUACCGCUGAGUGCCCAGAGAUUCCGCUCAACUGGCUCAUAGAGCAGCCAGUAGUCGCCUACGAGUUCAUGCGACGUAGUGAGCUCUUCAGCCGAGCACCACUACCAGCACUGCUCCACACGUGCCGCGAGUCCAGGAACACGCUGCAAUCACACGGCUACGAACUCGCCUUCGGGACACGCUCGAGCUCGGCCAUGACGUGGUUCAACCACAAGAUCGACACCGUGUACUUGAGACAGAUCCAGGGCGCUGGUCCUCACCGCUACUCGCUCAUGGGCGGCCAUUUCUAG